Molecule: messenger RNA, 3376 nt
Organism: Polistes canadensis
Lineage: Eukaryota; Metazoa; Arthropoda; Insecta; Hymenoptera; Vespidae
Exons: 2
Coding region: 669-2972 (767 amino acids)
Source: RefSeq, a predicted model, not a curated record
GAAUAGUAUAUUCAUUUUAAAGGAGCUAAAUGAUCAUUUAUGGAAGUGUAAGAUAUUUUUAUAACUCUUAAUGUAAUGUGAGCGUUCACAAUUUUUUAAAAAGCUUGAAAUAAGUUCACGACCAUGGUAGAAAUUUCAUUAUUAGUUCAUUCUUUUAAGUAAAUUAUUAUGGUACCUCUUAAAGUAACAUAGUAAAUUUACCCGGAAAAAUAUAAAACUCUAACUUAAGAUUAGAUAAAAUUUAUAAUAAAGUGAUUUUAUAACUCUAUAUUAAAAAAGUAUGAAUGGUCACAAUAAAAUCAUUUCCACUUCAAGCAAUUAAACAUAUUCCAAUAUAUAAGUAAUAAAUUGCAAAGAGAUACUCAACAAAAGUUAAUGUGAGAGAUUUAUAAUGAUAGUAUAUGUGAUUUAUAGACCAUGUCAUUAGGUAAUUGUCAGAUGAAAUUAUGACUUAUUUUUUACUAUUUAACACGUUGAGACCAGAUUGAAAUUGUUGGUCGUAUUUGUAAUGCAGUAUAGCAAAAGUUUCUUUUAAAGAAUUAACUUUUUAGGAUAGGAAUUUCACUAACUAUAUUACAGAUCCAUCAAAAUAGGACAAUUUAAAUUGAUUUUACAAAAUAAGGAAAUAGAAGAAUUGUGAUAGCAGAAAAUAAAAAAUUGUUACUAUUAUGGAUAUUCAAGAUAGAGAAAAUAUAAAAGUAAAAAGAUUACGAAAGGAUAAUGAUGAAGCAAAAAGUAAAUUUGCACAAAGUAUAGCAACUAAGUAUCAUCUUCAAGAAUUUAAAAGUUUUUUAUAUACAUUAGAAGGAAGCCAUAUGUUUAAUGUUCUGUAUAAAAAUCAAGUUCAUCGUAAUAUGUCUAGUAUUUUAUGUGGAGCAGGAAUUAAAGCUGAAAAAGCUUUUAAAGAUCUUUAUAAUCUUUGGUUUGAUAGUGAAGGAAAUCCAACAAUAUAUUUACAAAAUUUAGAAAAACAUGGGGCAAAACUACGUAAUAUGUCUAGUAUUUUAAAUGGAACAGGCACUAAAGCUGAACAAGCUUUUGAGGAUCUUUAUGAUCUUUGGUUUGAUAAUAAAGGAAAUCCAACAAAAUAUUUAAAAACUCUGGAAGAACACGGAGUAAAUUUAUGUAAUAUAUCUAGUAUUUUACAUGGCACAGGCACAAAAGCUAAACAAGCUUUUGAGGAUCUUUACAAUCUUUGGUUUGAUAAUGAAGGAAAUCCAACAAAAUAUUUAAAAACUUUAGAAAAAAAUGGUAUUAAUCUAUCUAAUAUAUCUAGUAUUUUAAGUGGAACGGGAGUGAAAUCCAAACAAGCUUUUGAGGAUCUUUAUAAUCUUUGGUUUGACAAUGAAGGGAAUCCAACAAAAUAUUUACAAAAUUUAGAAAAAAAUGGGGUAAAUUUAUCUAAUAUAUCUGGUAUUUUAAGCAAAUCAAAAGCUAAAGCUAAGCAAUCUUUUGAGGAUUUGUAUAAUCUUUGGUUUGAUAAUGAAGGAAAUCCAACAAAAUAUUUACAGACUUUAGAAAAGAAUGGAGUUUACAUUUCUAAUAUAUCUGGUAUUUUAAAUGGAGCAGGACCGAAAGCUAAACAAGCUUUCGAGGAUCUUUAUAAUCUUUGGUUUGACAAUGAAGGAAAUCCAACAAUAUGUCUACAAACUCUAGAAGAAAACGGAGUAGAUCUAGCUAAUGUAUCUAGCAUUUUAAGUGGAACGGGAGCUAAAGCAACACAAGCUUUUGAAGAUCUUUAUAAUCUUUGGUUUGACAAUGAAGGAAAUCCAACAAAAUAUUUAAAAACUCUAGAAGAAAACGGUGUAAAUUUAUCUAAUAUAUCUAGUAUUUUACAUGGAACAGGAACAAAAGCCAAACAAGAUUUUGUGGAUCUCUAUAAUCUUUUAUUUGACAAUGAAGGGAAUCCAACAAAGUAUCUACAAACGUUAGAAAAAAAUGGUAUAACUAUAUCUAAUAUAUCUAGUAUUUUACAUGGGACAGGUGGUAAAACUAAACAAACUUUUGAGGAUCUUUAUAAUCUAUUGUUUGAUAAUGAAGGAAAUCCAACAAAAUAUAUAGAGGAUUUUACUAAUGUGGGUUUUAAGAUAAGUAAUGUGUCCGGUAGUUUAAGUGGAGCAGGAGUUAAAGCUUAUUCUGCUUUGAAAGAUUUUCAUAAAGUUUGCUUUCAUAAGAAUGGAAACAAAACAAAAUAUUUAGAGGAUUUCAUUAACGCAGGUUUUAAAAUGCGUCAUUUAUCUUGCAUACUUUGUGCAUCAGGAACUAACUCUGCAUUUAUUUUAAAAAAAUUUCAUAAUAUUUGUUUUGAUAAUGCAGGAAAUCCAACAAAAUAUUUAAGUGAUUUUUUUAAACCAGAAGUAAAUUUUAGACCACGUGAUUUCUGCGGCAUCCUGAGUCAAGGAGCAGAUAAUUUAGUAGAAUUUCAUGAUAUUUGUUUUGAUAAUGAAGGAAAUCCAACAAAAUAUUUAAGUGAUUUCAUUAAUAUAAGAUUUACACCAAAUCUUUUAUCUAGGGUGUUACAUGGAGCUGGAGCUAAUAUAUGUUUUGCUUUAAAAGAUUUUCAUAAAGUUUGCUUUAAUGAAGAUGGAAGCAUAACAGAAUGUUUAAAUGAUUUUAUUGAAGCAAAGUUCACGUUUUAUAAUCUAAGCAAAAUAUUGUCUCUGUCAGGAACUAACGCUGCUUCUAUAUUAAGUAAUUUUCAUAAACUAUGUUUCCAUGAAAGAAAAGAGUAUUUAAGUCAUUUCUUAGCCGAAAAAGAACUUUUUGAUCUAAAUAAGUUAUCUAAUAAAUUAUUAAUUGGAGCAGGAACCAAGACUUGUUCCACUUUCAAAAAAUUACAUGAUAUUUGUUUUGAUAAUAAAGGAAAUCUAACAGAAUAUUUAAAUACUCUUAUCACAGAAUAUGAAAUCAAAAAGAUAUUAGAUUUAUUAUAUAAGGAAACUAGAAACACUUCUAUUUUUUUAAAUGCUUAAUAGCGAGAUAUCGGUUGAGUAAUUUGUCAAGAAGUCAAGAGCAUGGUUUUAGAAUCUAUUGAUUAUAAUAUUCAAUUAAUGAUGGAAACAGAGUUAAAAAUUGAUGGAAUUCUUGAUACAGUAAGUGUUCAAAGGAAGCGACAUGUGAUAACAAUCAAUAUUUAAGUAUUUUCCUCAUGAAAGAAACUAGUGAUGAUCAUGCUGUUUUCUUUUUUAAAAAGCAUGAUAUUGUAAAAUCAGAAUUUAUUUAUAGUCUAGAAGUAAUAAGAAAGAAUCUUACAAAUUCAGAAAUUAGAUCUGUAAAUAUUAUUUAUUUCGACUUGUAAUAAAUUGAUACUGGAACAUGUGCAGAUAUAUCGUUAAUUCUAAUAUUAAGAAUAUUUUAGAUAAAAUAUAUAUUUUUA